GUGUGGUUGAAUGUCUGAAAAUUACUUUCAUCAUCAAGUUUUUUUGUGCAUAAAAGUAAAAGGUUUAUAUUUUACAAAAACCAAAAUGGCCGCAUCCAUCACAUAAGUCACUCUUACUCUUAGCCAUUUCCAAAUAUUAAAGCUGUUGUUUUUCCCCCCAAUCAAAUGGCAUUUGUUUUAAAAACUGCUAAGACACUGAGAACUCAUUGGAAAAAAUCAACGUUUUUCUUUUGUGUCACAGCUUAUGGGCUGAACUAUGGAAGAAACCGACACAAGUAAGUUAGUCAAUUUUCAAUGACCGGUCACCGGUGGCGGUUGCCAGAGGCAGAUCAUCGCAGAGGCGAUGGACAACAAAAAUGAAUAAUUUUGAAAAUGCAGUAAUUUAAACUUUGGUAAUCUACCACUUGAGCGUCGGCCAAGAAAAAAUCCAGUUUUUCCGGUUGGAAGGGCUAUAUAAAUAACUAUUCUUACAUUAUUGGAGUCUGUUAAUAUUUUUGCUUCUGUAUACUACUGUAUAGAAUAGAGGCUAUAAACUAUAAAGUUAUAUAGCACAAUACUAAUACAUUUAAAUACUUAUUACUGCCAAGCUACCGAUAUGCCAGGAAGAAAAAGAUACAACAAUUAUUUUUUUUUUUAUCCAGAUGACGCGGAUAUCCACACACAGAAUGUGGAAAACAUGUCUGAAUGCUCAGAAAGCAUAAACUGAAAAGACAGUUUGGCACAAGAAGCGCCGGUGAUCUUUCCCCUUCAUAUUUACGUGGAUUCAUGUACCACAACCGUUUUCGUGGAAAUUAUAUUUUUUUAAACUUCAUUGUCAACUUGGGGGAUAAAGACUAUGCAUAAUUCCAUUUUCACACAUUAUCUUCUAUUUCAAAAAAAUUGUUAUAGUUUUUCUAUUUUAAAAAAAAUUGUCUAUUAUUAUGGGAAUGAAUACGUACAACCAAUGUCAUUAAAAAUAAUAUAAGAAUAGUUGUUUAAAUAGCCCUUCCAACCGGAACAACUGGAUUUUUUCUUGGCCGACGCUCAAGUGGUAGAUUACCUAAACUUUUAUCUAUGGAAGACUUUUCAUUUAAAGAAGGCACAUAUUCGAAAAAAAAAAUGUAUGAGUAAAGUUAGCACUAUUACUAUUUUACCUUCAAUUGUCAAUUCAAUGUUAAGACCUCAAACUCAAAUUCCUUUUAGAGUAGAGCUAAGGCUAAAGUAAAAGGAAUUAAUAUGAAAAUGUCUACUCAGGCUACUCUCUAAGUUCUAAGAUAUGGAUGGAAAUAGAAUAGAAUGACUAAGAAUGUGCAUGCUGGGCUAUUAUAUAAUUGGCAAAAAAAUCCGGUAAAUGGUCACUGAAAAUGCCACUAUUUUAUCAGUGGCCGCCAUCUUGGUUGACACGUCGCAUGAAAUCACGUGACGUGUCAACCAAGACUUCGGCAAAAAAAUUAGUGCAAAACACAUGUUAUUAAAAAGGAAGGCGAGGGAGGAAAAAUGUUUUAAUUUUUUUUAAAUUUAAGCAAUGAUAGAAAUUAAAUAGCAUUUUUUUGGAAAAUCUAUCUCGAACCCUAAAUCGACCCCUAUGCCUAACCUGAACCCUAAAUCUAUCCCUAUGCCUAACCCGAACCCUAAAUCGAUCCCUAUGCCUAACCCGAACUUUAAUGCGACCUCUAAGCCGAACCCUAAAUCGGUAAAAUCGAUCCCUAUGCCUAAAUCGAUCCCUAUGCCUAACCUGAACCCUAAAUCGAUCCCUAAACCUAACCCGAACCCUAAAACUAGCCCUAAAGCCACAAGUAAAACAGGUGGAAUUAACACACUGUGGAAAGAAAACUAUGAAAAUGAAAAAAAAAGGAAUAAAAAAAAUGGCAAAAAUAAUUAUAACAUAAAUAAAUAAUCAAAACGCAACUUACAGUUUCAUGAAAUACCGGUACACAUUUACACACUUAAUUUCAGGUUCCACAAAUAAUAUCCAGAUAAUGAAUAGAGCACAAGAACCGGCAAGCCCGGCCAAAAUGUAGCAAAGAUGGCGGCACAAAUAAAAUAUGCAAAUUAGCCAACCAAUCAUAAUUUAAAAUUAUAAUUAAUCAACCAAUUAAAAUUUUAAUACAAAACAGGUCAUCAGCGUACCAAUACUAAGACAUAACAAAAUAAUUCUCUAAAAAAUAAACAAAGGGAAGUGACUCCCAAAUGUUAACACAGUGGCAUCUCGAAUGAUCAUUAGCCAAAAAUCCUAAACAACUUCACUCUCUGUAAAUUAAAAAGUGGAGGUCGUCAUUUUGAUAACAAAAUCACGAUAUGCGUUUUUCGUUGUCUCCGAGCGAUAUUGAAGUGCCUAAAAAUUUAUAAUAAAUAUUUUUUAAUACUCUUGCUUGUCACUUAAUCUUAUUCUUAAUGAAUUUUAACUUCUUAACCAUCUUACUUUUUUAAGUGAAGUUAAGUCUUAAAGUUAAAGAGAUUAAAGACUUAAACCUACUAAUUCACUAAUACUAUAGUAUCAGCCUGAACUUAAAACAUAAUAAUGGUUGUUUUAAAAUAAGUGAUGAUGAAUGGCAGACAUUAUUCUAAUAAAUAAUUAGAAUAUCUGAGAGGAAAUUUAACCUACACUUCCUGCCUGCCUACAGUAAACUUACAUGUAGCAUUUUAAUAAAAUCGCAAACCAUUAAUUAACGUUUUACUUUAACUUUAGGCGCUUAGAGUAGGCUAGUAAAGAUUAUAAUUAUAGUUCUUAAACUUAUAUAGAUAGUAAUUUUCAAAGCAUUUUUUUUUUGUAAUUGCAGUGAUAAUUUGUUGAGGAGAAGAUAUUGCCAAGAAGCCCAGGUAUGGUUAAAAUAAAUGGGAAAUUUUAAUUUUAUGUUUCUACUGUGAAUUGUUUUCAAAAUUGUUGAUGUCUUAUGCCUUAGCAGUCUUAUUUUCUAUAAUACUAGGGCUUAUCCUGAUGCACUUCUUUUUCACUGGGUCCAUGAGUUACAAACAAUACUUAACUUCUCAUUUUCAGUUAUAUAUGCUGGCCUUUAAACAACAGUCCUACACCCUACCUGCUGGCCUUUAAACAAUAAGCCUACAGACAGUCCUGCACCCUACGAUGAUUUAUUCCUUUUAUAACUCUUUUGUCCAAGUCCUACGGACAGCCGUACACCAUACCCAUGGCUUUUUACUGGUUAAUAUAAUAGUUGUCUCCCCGUGAAGUAUUUUCUUUUAGCUGAGCUCACACGUCCUGCAUGACAGCUUCUUUUUCACUCAGUACUAUUAAUAUAAAACAUGUGGAGUUUGGGGGAGGGCACUUUUAAAAGGGAAGCAGGACCCACCAGAAGCAAAAUAUAUAUAAGAGAUUAAAUUAUGACCCACACUUAUGAGUUCUCUGAGAUGAGAAAUAUUUCACCCUACUUAACAGACUAAUUAGUGUUUUGUGUAAUAAAAUCCUUUUUUAAAAUAACUGUUUUGAUUUUAUAACACUUUUUACUUACUUCAAGAUUUGUUGAAAAGCUAUAAGGAAAUGCUAACCUGAGAUCACAGUACAUGUGAAACCAAAACCUGAAUUUCAUGCAAGACUGCAGAGUGGGAAGAUUUUUUAAUACUUUAAAUUCAUGUCUACAAUUAUGAUUUAUGUCAGUGAUACUUAAUAUGGCUAAAGAGUACCCAGUUUAUUACCUCCUUUGUUCAUUACAAAAACUAAUUUAUUUUUUUUCUUCACUUUUUAGCAAUAUGGUAAUGAAAAAAUUUUAUUAGGUCACAGACCAAGGCGAGUUACUGUGUUUCUAAAUCCUGCAGCUAAAGGAGGGUAAAUGCCAUUUUGUUAUUUUUUUAAAAAGCAAUACAUUAAUUUCUUUAUUCAGUUACAGAUAAUUGCAAAAAUUGUAGAUUUCAGUAAUUAUAAAAACAAUAGGGAUCCUAAUUAAGUUUCUAAAAUUAAUCAGUAAAGCUACUUAAGCCUUCGCAAUAUAGCCUAUUUCAUAAAAAUAAAGAAAGAUGCAUAUUUUAAAUUAAUUGAACUAAUUGUUUAAUAUCUAUGAUUAAUUUUUCUUAGAAAAGCAAGAAAAUUGUUUGAGAAGACAGCUGCGCCAAUCCUGUACCUUGCUGGAAUAGAGGUUAACGUCAUUAGUGUAAGUUAUUGCCAGUGUUUUAUUAUUUGAGCUAACAGCUCAGUAUUUCAUUUUUAAAUUUGGAUUACUUUCAAAAUUCUAGCAAGAUAAUGGGGUUUCUAAAUUACUUCAUUUAAUUUUCUCCAUUACAUUAUGAAAGCUUGAGAAAUAAGUUACUAUGAAAUUCAUCAUCAUCAUGUCCCUUAGUCCUUGGACCAUUGGGGCGCCACAGAUGACAUGUGAGCUAUCCUCCUCCAUUCGUCUCUGUCUUCUGCACUACGCACAGCAUCGCCCAGUGUUAGUCCUGUCCAUUCUUUGAUGUUAUCCUCCCAUCUUUUUCUUUGUCUUCCUCUUCUUCUCCCUCCUCUUGUGGUUUCCUGCAAUAUUUCUUUGGCAAGCCCUUGUUUCCUUGUUACGUGGCCGUACCAUUAUAUUUUGCGUUUUUUCACAGUCACCAGUAGGUCAUCGUACUCCCCAAUCGCCUGGCGAACCCUUUUUUUCACUGUAUCAUUGGAGAUAUGGUCCCUAUAGCAGAUGCCAAAAAUGCUUCUAAAGCAUCUCAUCUCCAUCGCCUUUAUUUUCCUUUCAAGAUCGGCUGUUAAUUUCUAUUAAAUUAGUUACUAUUAAGUAGCCAAAUGGUUUUUCAUUGCUAAACCUGUGAUUUUUUAAAAUUUUUUUUUUGUGUCAUGAAAAUAUUUGUGAUUCUUCUUUUAGACUGAAUAUGAAGGACAGGUAAAAAAGUUUAUGAGUGUGCUAGACACUCAAGACACAGAUGCUGUUGUCAUUGCUGGUGGAGGGGGAACAUUAUUGGAGGUAAGUUUAUACAAUUGUUUUUACAGAAGAAAAAAUCUGGUACCGCUCUCUUAAUUGCAUUCAUUUUACGACUUUAUAGUUUAUUGUUUCAAGUCAUUGUUGGCCCUGAAAUCUGUCAUCCUUGGAAUUUCAUGGGCUGGUCACAAUCCUCUAAGUGCUGUGUCAUCUGGCCAUAAAUGUUGCUAUAUUUCUUUUCAACAUUCAUCCAGGGGUUGACCUAUCUUCAGUUUAUCAUUAGUCUGUACUGGCUGAUGAUUUAACUCUUCUCCCCCCCCCCCCCCCUUUUUUUUUUUUUUCAAGUCCAUCUCAUGAUUAACUGUCUUCCUGGGCUUACAAAUCCAAUCCAUCUGGCUUUGAUGUUGGAGUUUAAAUUUUAUGACCUUUUGCCAUCCUCAAGGCAUACUACCUGUUUUCACUUAGCGGGGCUUGACUUUUGUAAUAUUUGAACCCAACACUUCUAUUUUAAAGUCAAUAUACUACCAUAUUAUAUCAAGAUUACAAAUUGUUUACAUUGGAAUCCGCAUGGGGUGAACAUUUGGUUUGUAAAGAAAAGAAAAUAGAAUUAAAAUCCACAGGAAACUCAAUAAACCAGCAUACAAUGAGAAACUAAAACUUAAACAACAGAAACACAUAGAAAGUUUCUACUUAACUCUAUCAUUUUGUUUGUUGUACUCCCUAGGCUGUGACGGGGUUUUUAAGGAAGGAAGAUAGGGUAAGUUUAUUUAUCAUUCUAAUUAAAAAAACAUUUAAUUAAAACAGCUGUCCUUUUUUACCUUAAUGCAAAAUAAUGGAAUUUCAUCCCGUCAAGUGCCAGACCCUGUCAGUCUCCAGAAGCAGGUCCCCUCUAAACCACUCUUACGAACUGCAUGGCCAUAUUCUUGAGCCAGUUUCCACCGUAAAGUACUUGGGUGUUACCAUCCAAAGAGAGGUCCGCUGGGACGAGCACAUUAACAGUGUGUGUAACCGGGCAAACAAGACCCUGGGGUUCCUAAGGCGCAAUCUGAAGAUCGGCAACUCAAGCGUGAAAGAAAAAGCCUAUAAAGCCUUUGUCCAACCUAUUUUAGAGUACGCUUCUACAGUCUGGGACCCAUUUACCCAGAAAAGCAUCGACAGGUUGGAGGCGGUCCAGCGACGGGCAGCGCGCUUUGUCACGAACCGCUACAGAAGCACCUCGAGUGUUGGUAGCAUGCUGGAAACACUGGGCUGGUCGACAUUGGAAGAACGACGACGACGACUAUCCAGGCUCACCAUGUUGUACAAGAUAACAAAUGGGCUGGUGCACUGCUCCGGAAUCAAACAGAAACUCGUUCAUCUUCCCCCCAGACUGCGACGAAGCCACAACAAACAGUUCCGGCUGGUAAAAACAAGAACAAAGUACAGAAGCUCCUCAUUCCUGCCGAAGACAAUAGGGGACUGGAACAAGCUUCCAAAAGCAACAGUUGAGGCAGCUACACUAGACACAUUUGUAAAAACCUAAGACAAAUCAACCAUGGGUUACGGCUGAAAUCCAAAGGCUCAUACACAGGAGAGACCGCCAGUACAAACGUAUGAAGAAGAAUGGGUCGGUCGAACUAAAAGCCGAAGUACUGAGGCUCCGAAGAACCAUCCAAUGCUUACUGCGCAGAUCCUACUGGAACUACCUGAACGGCAUCUUCUCAGAGGAAGAUACUACCGCCAAGAACAAGCGGUUCUGGAGCUAUGUCAAGCAUCAAAGGUCAACAAACAUCGGGGUUUCCCCCCUGAGAUGGGAAGGCAAGUUGACGUCUGAACCCAAAGAACAGGCGGACAUACUCAAUCAACAGUUCCAGUCGGUCUUUGGGGAUGGUAGAGAGUACUCAGAAGUUGAGUUCCUGCUGAAGACCAAGAUGAUGAGCACAGCCUAUCCCACCAUGGAAGAUAUCAAGAGCUCAGAGAAGGUUGUGCUGGAACUUCUUAAAAGCAUUAACCCCUACAAGGCAUGUGGUCCUGACAACAUCAAGCCACGAGUGCUAAAAGAAUUGGCCAAAGAAAUCGCUCCUGCAUUAACAAUCCUCUUCCAAUCGUCGCUAUUCACAGGCAAAGUUCCAACUGACUGGAGAACAGCGUAUGUCACUCCAAUCUACAAAAAAGGAGAGCAUUACGACCCAGCCAAUUACCGCCCUGUAUCCCUCACUAGCGUAGUAUGUAAACUAUUGGAGCACAUAAUCAUAAGCGUGGUCAUGAAUCACCUGGAAAGAAAUAAUAUACUCAAUGACUGUCAGCAUGGCUUUCGAGUCAACAGAUCAUGCGAGACCCAACUCCUUGAAUUUGCAGAAGAGUUGACGACCAAUUUGGAGAACAGCAGGCAGACUGAUGUGCUUGUGCUGGACUUUUCAAAAGCGUUUGACCGUGUCAACCAUAGCUUACUAUUACACAAACUGCAGAGAUAUGGGAUCCAAGGCACUACCAAAACAUGGAUCUCUAGCUUCCUCAGCGACCGAUGCCAGGCAGUAGUGGUAGAUGGCAAAACCUCCUCCUUUGUCGGUGUUAAGUCAGGGGUCCCCCAGGGCUCAGUGCUAGGCCCUUGUUUGUUCCUAGCAUAUAUCAAUGAUCUGCCCGAGAAGCUGACCUCUCAAGCAAGAAUGUUCGCAGACGACACAGCGGUAUAUAGGACAAUCGUCAACAGCUCUGACCAGAGCCAGCUUCAACAAGACCUCAAUCGGUUAGCUGAGUGGGAUAUGAGCUGGGACAUGGAAUUUCAUCCCGUCAAGUGCCAGACCCUGUCAGUCUCCAGAAGCAGAUUCCCUCUCAACCACUCUUACGAACUGCAUGGCCAUAUUCUUGAGCCAGUUUCCUCCGUAAAGUACUUGGGUGUUACCAUCCAAAGAGAGGUCCACUGGGACGAGCACAUUAACAGUGUGUGCAACCGGGCAAACAAGACCCUGGGGUUCCUAAGGCGCAAUCUGAAGAUCAGCAACUCAAGCGUGAAAGAAAAAGCCUAAAAAGCCUUUGUCCGACCUAUUUUAGAGUACACUUCUACAGUCUGGGACCCAUUUACCCAGAAAAGCAUCGACAGGUUGGAGGCGGUCCAGCGACGGGCAGCGCGCUUUGUCACGAACCGCUACAGAAGCACCUCGAGUGUUGGUAGCAUGCUGGAAACACUGGGCUGGUCGACAUUGGAAGAACGACGACGACGACUAUCCAGGCUCACCAUGUUGUACAAGAUAACAAAUGGGCUGGUGCACUGCUCCGGAAUCAAACAGAAACUCGUUCAUCUUCCCCCCAGACUGCGACGAAGCCACAACAAACAGUUCCGGCUGGUAAAAACAAGAACAAAGUACAGAAGCUCCUCAUUCCUGCCGAAGACAAUAGGGGACUGGAACAAGCUUCCAAAAGCAACAGUUGAGGCAGCUACACUAGACACAUUUGUGUCUAUUGCCUCCAGUAUUCCAACCCCCAGUUCAUAACACCACUGCUGAGUCGCCCUUGCAACCAGUGAAGUAUCCCAUUGAAACCCAUGGACAGUAACAUCGCAAACCCCUCUGAAACAUAGGAGCCAGAAUGAUCAUUUCAUUGAUCGUGGGCCCUUAAAAUAAAGAAGAAGAAGAAUAAUACUGGGAGGUCUGUAAGUAAGCUAGUGCAACACCCAUAGUGAUGUGUGUUGAAUGUAAUGUGGAUGGAAAUGUCUAAGAUUUGACCUGCCUUGUCUAUGUAAUGGAGAGAAAAACUCACAAGUUAUUUUGAAUUGAACACUUUGUAUGGUUAUUGACAAAUUGGUUUUAAACAAAAUAACAUUUUCACAGGUGCCUUUUAGAACAGACCUAGUUUGUUUUCAGACAGCCGUAAUUUAUGAUAUCCUACAGGGAUUUUUAAUUCUUUCCAGAGCCCAGUUCAGUUAUUAGAAAAUGUUGCCUACAUUUUUAGUUAAUAUGGAAGACACUCAUCAAUAUUUUAAAUGCAACGAAAAAUACACUUGCAAAAACACCAAUACAAAAACAAACUGAACAACAGAAUAUAAUUAUUUUUGUGUGUCAACUAUGCAAGAGGCAGUUAUAUUUACAUCAACAAAACUAUGAAUUUUCAUCAGUUUGUUUUAUUCAGUGGAGACAUGUUUGUUCCGUGGGUCAGGUUAUUGGCCCUUCCACAUGGUGGUUCUGCAAAGCACAACUUUAUAUAUUUACCCAAUCUGUAAAGCAGAAUGUGUUUGUAAACCAAUACAUUGCCUUUACUUCCAUAAAAAUAAUAUCCUCUUCAUCAAUUUAAUUUGUUUACAGAAUUUCAGGGAAAAUAUUCCCAUUGGAAUUAUUCCCAUUGGCAACUCAAACAGAUUUUCAAAGCUUCUGUUUGGUGAGGAUCCAGAUGAAGUCAGGUAAGGCCUUUGUUCUUUGGAAACAUUUUCACAAUAAGAUAAAAUUACUCUCAUUCUACGGAUAAAUGUGCACAACUGAAAACUUAUACCUCUCAAAACUUUAAAUUUUAUCUAUGAAUUUUGUAAGUUUGUGUGCUUUAAUGUGUUUUGCAUCUGUUAUGGCAGUAAAAAUAAUUUUGGUAAACUGAAACUCUUGAAUCUGUUCACCAGAACUAUAGCUGAAGCUGCGAUUGCUGUAGUACGAGCCGUUACAAAGAAAGUUGAUGUCAUCAAACUGGAGGUGAUUGUUGCUCCGUCAUUUAAAAUAAAUCGGAAUAGAGUUUCACUUUAAAAAAACAUUGUUUGUAAUGUUUAUGGGGUUUUACUUGAAAGUGAGUUUGUAAUGCAGCAAUUUGGACCUCCGUCUCUCACGGCUGGUCAGCUCCUAAAUGGGUUGGGGUGGUACUGACAUUCAUGUGGAUUGUUCUUAACAAAAUCAUUUAUAUCGCAAAGCUCUCAAACUGCAAUAUUUAGAGCUGAGACAAGACUAAAUAGAGCACUAUCAUUUUCUUUAGUGUGAAUGCUUUUCUUAGUUAUCCAUCAACUAUUGAUUUGAAAAUAUCAUUAAAAAUAAAAUACCAGAAACUAAGGCCAGGAUGCUCCGAGGAAUAAGUUCCUUUGGAAAAAAAUAUAUUAAUUAUUAUCCAUUGUAGAAAUGGAUCUUGCUAUUCAUUUUAUUUUAAGCUUUGCUUCUUUAUCAUGAAGAGCUGCAUUAAUGUUAAGUCGAUUUAAUAAAUUGUUAUUCUGUAUUGUAAUUAUAACAUUUUCAUAAAAAAUAAUACAUUUUUUUUUAGGGACAAGAUGAUAAGAAAAUAUUUGCACUGAUGGGGCUAGAGGCCGGGGCUUACAGGGAUGCUGAAGAUCGCAAGGGAAAGUAAUACUCUUCACUAUCAGUAUAGACAUUUAUUUUUUAUUCUUCCUUGUGUUUAUGAAAUGUUCAAACAUAAGGAAAGUAACAAAUAAUUUAAAAAUAGUUACCGGUACUUAAAAUAGCUAAUAUUUGAUUUUUGUUUAUUAUAUUUUAGAUUUAGAAAACAAUGCUCUAUAGUUAAAUAAAAAUAAAUAAGUAUUAACAGCAAAGGAAUAAAGAAAUGCAGAACAUUUUUAAAAUUAUAUUUUCGUGAUUAUUUUAUAUUUGGUUUUAAAACAUCCUGUAAGAGUUAUUAUGAGAUCUCUUUCUUAAAACAUCAUUCUUGUGGCAAAGAUUAUAACAACCUUACACGUUUUUUUCAGAUACUGGUAUUUUGGACCUUUAAAAUCUCGUUGGACCUACAUUCGUACAGCUAUGAAACAGUGGCCUCCGGUACUGGAUGCUACAAUAUCAUUCGUAGAAGCCACUGAAGAGAACAUGAAAUAUGAAGAUCCUGAAAUGUUAAAACCUUUGGUAGGAAGGAAGAACUGGAGUUUUGUUGACUUUUUGUUUGGCAGGAAACAGAGGAGUCUUGCACAAGGUAAUUAUACAGUCAAUGGGUGAAGGAGAGUUUGAACUUAAGUCAGUUUUCUGCUAUUAGUUUAGAGAGAUUCUUGUAAAUUGUACUAUAACUAUCAUGGUACUUAAAUCUUUUAAAAGUAAAAUUCUAAUUUGGCUCUCCUACUGGCUGUCAAACUUUGCUCUGGGUAAAGAAAUUGACUCCCAAUUUCUGAAUGUGGGGAGUGAAACCCUAUUAUGUGACUGAAGCCAGACAUUGUAAAGCUAAUAUCGUCUCACCAAGUUGAUCCUUCUCAUUUAGAAUAAGUGAUAAGUGAAGCAGACAAGUCACUAUAGCUGUUCUUCUCUGUAAUGUUUAUCUCGAGUAGACAUAACAUUGAAAUAAUGAUGUUAACAUUUAAUUUAACUCAGCAGUGCUCUCAAGCUGCACUGAAUUUCGUAAGUCCAUUCCAUUAAAACAAUUUCCAUGUGACGUGGGCCAUCACCCUUGUUUUUCUUAUUGAUAACUAUUAUAUAAUUAGUGUACAAUUUGCUAUCUUCUGUAGAGCACUAAGGGUAAAAAUGUUCAUUCUUUUUCCUAUCUGACCAAAGCUAUUCCCUAAUUAAUUAUUGUUUUAUCAUUUUUCUUUUUUUUAAAACUGUUUUGUAACUUUGUUAUGUCAGUUGAAGAAGUGGCAUCUAAACCUGAAGAUGAAGACAGUAUCACAACAGAUGUUUCUACUGUUGAGAUAACUGUAACCAAUUCAAGUUUAUUCAAUAAAGAGAUGGUAUGACUUUUCAUUUUUGUUACGACAGUGAACUCUUUGUUCACACUUUGCACUCUUUGUUCACACUUAAAUGACACUAAAACUAUUUGGUUUUCUAGUCUCUCCACUUAUUAUCUCGGCAUUUCAGUAACUUUCAAAACUAUCAAGUUGUUUUACAAGAUGUUUUUCAUUGGUUCCCACUGUUUAAUUUGUAUUGUUUCAAUUUGUACCUUAUCCGAAACCAAUUACUAUUAAAAUAAGUAUAAUACAAAUUUAUGUAAUAAAAUCUUAAAUGAGAUUUGUUGUCAGAAGGCUUUAUCAGAAGACAAACAGAAGAAGAAAAAAAGCAAUAAAAGAUCAAGAUGUCAGAUAAAUACUAACUGAAUUAUAGAUACCCAUUGCUUCCUGGUUAUGUAAUUUCCCAUUUAACUGACAUAUAUACAUAAAACGUAAAGGUUUUAAUUUUUAAAUUGCCGAUUGUUUGGUCUGAGAUAUUCAUCAGUUUUUACAUUCUCUUUUGUGUAUUCUUGUUUAAUAAUCUUAAAAAAGAAAGUUAAAAAAUGAUUGCUUUAUCCCAGGUUGAAAUUAAAAUUUAUAUUUUAAAUUUCCCGUCAUUGACUUAUUGGAAUCUUUAAGUAUGAAAAAAUAAUUUUACUCAAUAUUGUUUCUUUUUUUUUUAUGUUGCAUUUAUAUAACUGAAGACAUUUUUUUUUGAAGUUAUUCUUUUUUAUUUUCAAAUCCUAGCCUUUAAAAGCUCUGCAAGUUUCUUUAGGACCAAGUUCACCUACAAAAACAGAAUUGAUAAAAGAAGGGUAUGUAAAUAUAAAAGUACUUCAAGAUAUUAAUUUCACUAAGUAUAAAAAUAUAUUGUUUAUAAAGUGUGCUCCUGAAAUACUCAAAGUAUGUGUGUAUAAGGUUGUACAUAUUGAUUCAAUUGGCCUCUUUCACUUGCAUAUUUUUGCUACCAAAGUAAUCAGAGCCUAGGGUUGUCCAACCUGUUAGAGUAAAAAUGACAAACCUUUGUUUUAAAUUUGUUCUUAGACCAGUCAUGCUAACUUAAGCCCACACAUUGUUCACCAAUUAUUUUUUUUUACCUGAACAGCAUAAGUUGUUAAAAUAUUUUUAAAAUGAAGCUUUUGUGGUACUAUGAAUGAAAUCCAUAAAUUGUUUUUAAAAAAUGCUUUAAUUUUUUUUUUAAACAAUAAAAUAAUUUACAUCUAUUAACUAAGUUAGCUCUCCUCGUGCACAUUAUGAAAAAUAAAAUUCUGAAAAGGAAAAACAGUACUUCAUGGUGUAAUUUAAAGCAUAAUUUGUUUUACAAUUUUAUAUAUCAUGUUUUAUAUGUAUCAUAAUUAUGUUUUCUUAAAUUGACUUGCAGUUGGAGUAGAAUCAAGAGAACUGGCUUUAAGAUGGGGUCGGAAGGGGAUAAAACUCUACUUGUAAAAAAAAUUCACAUUGACUUAAAGAAAGAGGUAAGUAUUAUAAAAUAUAAGCUAACAAGUUAAAUACCUUUGGAAGGCAUCUGAUUUAUACAUUUAAUCUGUGAAUAUUUACACAAAAUUAUCAAUAAAUAUGAAUGAGAAAUUUACAAAGAGUGUAUUCGUUGACCUUAACGUUAUCGAUACCUAUAACAUACAGCCUACUGCCCUCAAAAUCAAACAUAGAAUUCAUUAUGGUGGUACAUUUGCCCAUAUCUCUUAACACUAAUGAAAAUACAAAAAACAAGAUAUCUUAAGGUUAAAUUGUCUGUAUUUUAUGCUACCAUCUGUGUUGUUUUAAAAUACGGUAACUUUUAAAUGUUCGUGAGAGUAAAAGCCUUAACAAAAAUAGAAUGUUCUAGAAUGUUGUAGUUGAUCUGCUCAAGUCCUAUCUAAAAUGAGCCAAAAUGACUGAUGUGAAAUUUUCUUCAUCUCCGUUGUGGGCCAUAAGACAUAUAUUCAUGGCUACUGCUAGAUUAAUGACCAUAUGUUGUUGUUAAAAUGUCAGACAUAGAUGGUUCCUUCUUAUUACUAAAGCUGAAAACUGUUCACAUUUCAGGGUCAAUGGUACAACAUUGAUGGUGAAUCCUUUGAAGCCAUGCCUGUAGAAAUUUCUUUGCUGAGAAACAAAUUGAAUUUUUUUUGUCCACAAGCACAUGAUGAUGAUGGAAGAUGACAAGAAAAGAUUUAAGUUGUACUUAUUUUUUUUAAAAUUGUAUUUUAUAACUUUUAAUGUGAGAGAAAUUUUUUAGUGUUCAUGGAAAUAAUUGUCUUUAAUUUAUUCAUUUAUGUCUGGAGAUCUUUCUUGCUCACAUAGAAUUAAAAAAAUAGACCCAAAUAACUGCCUUGUUAUUUUUGGUAUACCACAGCCCAAAUUAUGCUCUUCUGGUUUUAAUCCUUUGGCACAAAAUUUUGCCAUUUGUCUUUACUUUUAUCACGACUACUUUUUGCCAGUUUGUUCAUCAUCAUUAUGUCCUUUAGUCCUUGGACCGUUGGGGCGCCACAGAUGACAUGAAAACUAUCCUCCAUUCCCCUCCGUUUUCUGCACUUCGCAAAGC
Lymnaea stagnalis (great pond snail) is the source of this 13951-nucleotide messenger RNA. NCBI's taxonomy places the organism in Eukaryota, Metazoa, Mollusca, Gastropoda, Lymnaeidae. The record is from the annotation of a GenBank genome assembly.